Messenger RNA from Dama dama (fallow deer), 1183 nucleotides. RefSeq names its product BRICK1 subunit of SCAR/WAVE actin nucleating complex (gene BRK1). The transcript is spliced from 3 exons. Bases 42 to 269 code for a protein of 75 amino acids. Gene Ontology annotation, biological process: regulation of actin polymerization or depolymerization; cell motility; actin filament organization. Lineage: Eukaryota; Metazoa; Chordata; Mammalia; Artiodactyla; Cervidae. Gene Ontology annotation, molecular function: protein-containing complex binding. Gene Ontology annotation, cellular component: SCAR complex. The record is from RefSeq and is a predicted model, not a curated record.
GUCGGGGCGCCUGCGCAGUCGCGCUUCCUCAGGCAGCAGCCAUGGCGGGACAAGAGGACCCGGUGCAGCGGGAGAUUCACCAGGACUGGGCGAACCGGGAGUACAUUGAGGUCAUCACCAGCAGCAUCAAGAAAAUCGCAGACUUUCUCAACUCAUUCGAUAUGUCUUGUCGCUCAAGACUCGCAACACUGAACGAGAAAUUGACAGCUCUUGAACGAAGAAUAGAGUACAUAGAAGCCAGGGUGACAAAAGGUGAAACCCUCACCUAGGACUGUGCCAUGCUGCUGCUGGGAAGUUUGCUCUUAACAGCACACAGCCUCUCGUGGGAAAGGCCCCAGCAGCCUUCAACUCCUUCCUCUCUCCUUAAAGAACAACAGGGCUUAUUCUUGUUUUUCUUUUUUUCAAAAGUGUGGCCUUUGGGCUCGGCCAUGCACACCCAGAAGUGUGAUGUGGCAUGUGGGGAGCAGUCCAGGGGACCUCUCGGAAACAUUGUUAGGCAUUUUACCUCUUCAGUAACGUUCUGUAGAACUACUUGUCAACACAUUUGAGGCACUGAGAGCCAAAAGCCUGGAACUCUGUCAAGGUCCUCCCCACCUCUCUCUUUCCUCCUCUCUCUCUCUCUCUCUCAGUCUUUCCUUCUAGCUCUUAUUGCCUGUGCAUUGAUUCUAUAAACAGUCCUUGUCUUCUUCCCACCUUUGGCUGGGAGUGAGAAGCAGUCCUGGCUGAAAUGCCCUGGCGAGGUGGCUGUCAGAGAAUGUUGAUGCUAACCCACCAGUUUCUUGUCCUUUUGGGGAGGUCAAGGCCAGGCCCCCAGUUGGCUUGAAAAGGGACAUUUUCAGAGUUUUCUGUCUGUCACUUGGGGUGUCUUUACCUCUCAUAUUUCCCUAAUAAACUCCUCAACUUUAUCUGACUGCUGUGAUUGUGGUGGGGAGAGGAGCUAGAGACGGGGUGCACCUCUUCCACAGAAAUCUGAUGUGUGCGAUUCUUUACCUAACAGAACUUUCAGAUGUAGCCGUUUGAUCAAAGCCUAGGUGGCUUGCAAGCUGGAGCCCCCAUAUUGGACUUUGCCCCCAAAUGGACUUUGAGCCCAUUCAUCCUGGGAAUCCUUUGGUCAUUCAGCAGACAUUUACCAAGUACUUACUAUGUAGGGACUUAAUGCUCCAAUAAAAUACAUAGUGUUGAA